Messenger RNA from Acanthosepion pharaonis, 453 nucleotides. NCBI's taxonomy places the organism in Eukaryota, Metazoa, Mollusca, Cephalopoda, Sepiida, Sepiidae. The record is from the annotation of a GenBank genome assembly.
AUGUCAGUCAAAUACAGUGUUGAUUCUCCAAAUCUAUGUCUGUCUAUCUAUAUCUCUUUACUUCUCAAGAUUUUCAAUGUUGUUCUCUUUCUCUCUAUUUCUUUAUUUCUAUUUCUCUACCUCUCUAUCUCUAUUUCUCUACUGCUCUACACUUCUCACCUCUCUAUACCCCUCUACUGCUCUAUAUCUCCUAAUUACAUAUAUUUCUCUCUAUAUCUCUUUCUAUCCCUUUCGUUCACUCACUCACUCUAUCUAUCUAUCUAUCUCUAUAAUGCUUCUUUUCUCUUUCUCUCUCUUUUCCCUAUCUCUCUCUCUCUCUUUCUAUUUUACUCUCUCUAUAUAUCUCUCUCUAUCUCUCUCUGUAGUCUCUUUUCAUUGGCACGUCUCGUAUCUCCUUUCUUCACGACAGCAAUUGAUAUCCAAUACAAACACAAUAGCUGGGCCCCACUUUAA